AUGUUAACCCGCGCCUUUUUGUUCUCGAAAAAUCUCAGACAAUCAGGAAAAAUAUCGACUCCCUCCUCCUUUUCGAGUUAUUCCAAUCCAUUCUGUCCUAAAGCCGACCCAAUUUCCUUGUCAAAUGAUCCUAAUUUAAUCAGAAAAUACUGUUCCGGGAGAACUAGCGAGAAUGACCCCGACGUGUGGACAGAGGAAAUCGAUUAUCUUGACGAGUCCGGCGGCGUCAUCUACUCCGGAAAGGGAAUAAGGUCCGUCGAGCCCGGAUUAGACGACCACGUGAUGGCCGGUGGAGUGAGAAAGCCCAUCUCCAAUAUCGCUGCCGUGGCUAAAAUAGUCGAGAUUCUAAAGAGGUGGAGGUGGGGCCCGGACAUGGAGACCCAGCUGGACAAACUGCAGUUUGUUCCGAACAUGACUCACGUCACUCAGGCAUUAAAGAUAAUAGAUGACAGUGAGGCUUUGUUGAGUUUGUUCAGAUGGGCCAAGAGGCAGCCUUGGUACUCGCCUGACGACCAGUGUUACGUGUUGCUGUUUGACAAGUUGAAUUUGAGCAGGGAUUUUGAUGGGAUUCAGUCGGUUUUUGAGGAGAUGGUCUCGGAUUCCGGCAGCAAUGGGAUUUCAUCAUCCAGCGCUUGUAACAGGGUGCUUCAGUAUCUGGCCAAGGCCGAGAAAUUGGAGGUCACUUUCUGUUGUUUCAAGAAAGUUCAGGAGCUUGGCUCCAAACUCGAUACCAAGACCUAUAACUCACUAAUAACUCUGUUUCUAAGCAAAGGUUUGCCUUACAAGGCGUUUGAGAUUUACGGGAGCAUGGAGAAAGAUGAGUGUUCCUUGGAUGGGUCAACUUAUGACAUGAUGAUACCGAGUUUAGCCAAAUCCGGCCGCUUAGAUGCCGCCAUGAAGCUUUUUCAGGAGAUGAAAGUAAAGAACUACCAGCCGACUUCUGGGAUUUUUUUAUCACUUGUUGAUACUAUGGGGAGGGCUGGUAGAUUGGAUACGGCUAUGAAAGUGUACAUGGAAAUGCAGGGUUUCGGGCUGAGGCCCUCUGGCGGCAUGUUUGCUGCUUUAAUUGAUUCAUUUGUUAAGGCUGGGAAGCUGGAUACAGCAUUGAGGUUGUGGGAUGAGAUGAAGAAAGCCGGUUUCAGACCGAACUACGGGCUUUACACAACGAUCGUUGAGGCCCACGCUAAAUCUGGGAAGCUAGAGAUUGCGAUGUCAAUAUUUGCCGAUAUGGAGAAAGCUGGAUUUUUACCGACCCCGUCUACAUACUCCUCCCUCUUGGAAAUGCAUUCUGCCUCUGGACAGGUAGAUGCUGCUAUGAAACUAUACAACUCAAUGACGAAUGCGGGCUUGAGGCCCAGCCUGAGCACCUACACUGCCCUUUUGACCCUACUGGCGAAAAAGAAGCUUGUAGACGUGGCUGCAAAAAUUCUUCUCGAGAUGAAGAACAUGGGGUAUUCAGUUGAAGUGAAUGCCAGUGAUGUUCUAAUGGUUUAUGUAAAAGAUGGGUCAGUUGAUCUUGCUCUGAGGUGGCUCCGAUUCAUGGGCUCGUCGGGCAUCCGGACGAACAACUUCAUAAUCCGGCAGCUCUUCGAGUCGUGCAUGAAGAGCGGCCUAUACGAGUCAGCCAAGCCUCUUCUCGAGACGUAUGUCAGUGGGGCCGCUAGGGUUGACCUCAUACUCUACACGUCAAUUCUUGCUCAUCUGGUGAGAUGCCAGGACGAGACCAAUGAGAGGCGCUUGAUGUCCAUCCUAAGUGCCACAAGGCACAAGGCCCAUGCUUUUCUUUGCGGGCUGUUCACCGGGCCCGAACAGAGGAAGCAGCCCGUUUUGGCCUUCGUGAGGGAGUUCUUCCAGGGCAUUGACCACGAGCUGGAAGAAGGGGCUGCCAGGUACUUUGUGAACGUUCUCCUUAACUAUCUUGUUCUGAUGGGACAAAUAAACCGGGCUCGGUGUGUGUGGAAAGUUGCGUAUGAAAACAAGCUUUUCCCAAAGGCGAUCGUUUUUGACCAGCACAUUGCGUGGUCACUCGAUGUGAGGAACUUAGCUGUUGGGGCUGCUCUUGUGGCAGUGGUGCACACGCUUCAUAGAUUCAGAAAACGGAUGUUAUAUUACGGUGUCGUCCCUAGGCGGAUUAAAUUAGUUACUGGCCCGACCUUAAGGAUAGUGGUGGCCCAAAUGCUGAGCUCGAUGGAAUCGCCUUUCGAGGUCAGUAAAGUUGUUUUGAGGGCCCCUGGGGAUUCUGUGAUGGAAUGGUUCAAAAAACCGAUUGUUCAGCAAUUUCUUUUGAAUGAGAUUCCAUCGAGAUCGGAUAUUCUUAUGCACAAGCUCAACACGAUUUUCCCUAGUUCGGCACCCGAAAUCAGAUCUCUGUCCCCUCCUAAACCUCUUCUUGCUGGAAAGAGAAUGUAA
Molecule: messenger RNA, 2409 nt
Organism: Striga hermonthica
Lineage: Eukaryota; Viridiplantae; Streptophyta; Magnoliopsida; Lamiales; Orobanchaceae
Source: the annotation of a GenBank genome assembly